AUGGCGACUGAAAAUACAGUUACAACAUUGGAACGAAUGGCUAAUUUACUUCGUAUUCGAAGUAUUGAAUCUACACAAGCAGCAAAUUCAGGACAUCCAACAAGUUGUGCAUCGAUGGCUGAAAUAACAAGUACAUUAUUUUUUAAUGUUAUGCGAUAUGAUCCACAAAACCCAAAAAAUCCAGCUGCUGAUCGUUUUGUUUUAUCAAAGGGCCAUUGUGCUCCUAUUCUUUAUGCUGCUUGGGCCGAAGCUGGUGCAUUUCCUGUAGCAGAUCUCAAUAGUUUACGUAAAAUUGAUUCAGAUCUUGAAGGUCAUCCAACACCUCGUUUAAAUUUUAUUGAUGUCGCAACUGGUUCAUUAGGUCAAGGUAUAGGUUUUGCAGCUGGUAUGGCUUACGCUGGAAAAUACUUGGAUAAAUCAGAUUAUCGAGUUUAUUGUGUAAUGGGUGAUGGUGAAUGUUCUGAAGGUAGUGUUUGGGAAGCAUUUUGGUUUAGUUCAUUUUAUAAACUUAAUAAUCUUUGUGGAAUAAUUGAUGUCAAUCGACUUGGACAAAGUGAAGCAACACCAUUACAACAUGAAAUGGAAACAUAUCGAAAACGAGUGGAUGCAUUUGGAUGGCAUGCAAUUAUAGUGGAUGGACAGAAUGUUACUGAAUUGUUAGAUGCUUUUAAAGAAGCAUCGACAAUUAAAGAUAAACCAACGUGUAUUUUAGCUAAAACAUUGAAAGGUGCUGGUUUAAAAGGUAUUGAAAAUGAAUUAGAUUGGCAUGGUAAACCAUUGGGUGAUAAAGCUGCUGGUAUAAUUGCGGAUUUAAAAAAAUUAGUUAAUGAAGAAACAUUAAUUCGACCUGAAAUAGCCAAAAUAACUGCAAAAGUAGCUGAGAUAAAAAAAUCGAAAGAAAUCAAAUUAUCUUCACCACCAAAUUAUGAUGGAAAAAAAGAAAUAGCUACACGUCUUGCACAUGGUACAGCUCUUGAAAAACUUGGUAAAAGUUGUGAACAUAUCAUUGCACUUGAUGGUGAUACAAAAAAUUCGACAUAUUCAAUUAAAUUUCAUGAUUCAUUUCCAAAACGAUUCGUUGAAUGUUAUAUUGCAGAACAAAAUAUGGUAGCAGUUGCAAUUGGUAUUGCAACUCGUCAACGAUAUACAUGUUUUGUUCAUACAUUUGCUGCUUUUCUUAUGCGUGCUGCUGAUCAAAUACGUAUGGGAGCAAUAUCAUUUACACAAGUAAAAUAUGUUGGUUCACAUGCUGGAAUAUCAAUUGGUGAAGAUGGUCCAUCACAAAUGGCAUUAGAAGAUUUUGCAUUUUUUCGUACUGUACCAAAUAUUGUUUGUUUUUAUCCAUCAGAUGCAGUUUCAGCUGAACGUGCUGUUGAAUUAGCUGCUAGUUAUGAAGGAGCCGUUUAUAUACGAACAAGUCGACCUAAUUUUCCAAUUAUAUAUAAAAAUGAUGAAGUUUUUCACAUUGGACAAGCUAAGAUUGUUGUGGAAUCGUCAGCUGAUUGUUGUACAGUAGUAGCUGCGGGUGUUACAUUACACGAAGCAGUUAAAGCAUCGGAAAUACUCAAAAAAACUGGAAAAGCUAUUCGAAUUAUUGAUAUUUUUACUGUUAAACCAAUUGAUCGUGAUACAAUUCGUAAAUCAGUUAAUGCUACACAUGAUCGACUUCUUAUCGUUGAAGAUCAUUAUUUAGAAGGUGGCUUGGGUGAAGCUGUUAUGGCUGCUCUUGCUGAUCAACCAAAUAUCACAAUUGCUCAUUUAGCUGUACGUGAAGUUGCACGUAGUGGUAAAUCAGCUGAAUUAUUAGAUAAAUAUGGUAUUGAUGCACAACAUAUUGUCAAUGCUAUCGAACAACUUAUUGAAAAUAAAACAUAA
Adineta steineri is the source of this 1875-nucleotide messenger RNA. The record is from the annotation of a GenBank genome assembly. NCBI's taxonomy places the organism in Eukaryota, Metazoa, Rotifera, Eurotatoria, Adinetida, Adinetidae.